Molecule: messenger RNA, 564 nt
Organism: Oikopleura dioica
Lineage: Eukaryota; Metazoa; Chordata; Appendicularia; Copelata; Oikopleuridae
Source: the annotation of a GenBank genome assembly
AUGGGGCUUUCAAAGCUCUCAAGAAACAAGCGAUUUAAUUACGCGAAAAAUUGCAAAAACGUACGAAGAAGAGCGAUUGCUAAGAAACGCCGUCAGCGAAAUUUAGUUAAACUGACUGAAGAAGCAAAAGCACUGGCCCAGCACUGGAACUCUUCGAAAGGGUUGAAGGAAAACAUGGAAACUCUCGGACUCGUCGCCGAUUGCAGCAAAGCUAUUCCGAUUCAAAAAACAACCCUGAAAAAUGUAGACGAGAGAAGAAUGAACGAAAAGAAGCCAACUUCUCAGCAGAAGGAAGUUCACAAGAUUCUUGAGGACAUCGCUGCCAACGAGUUUCACAAAGAAUGGAGCGUCUCACAAGAAGACAUUCACUUCGCAGUUCAUAUGUUCGACAGGCACGAGCUGGACUUCGCGGCGAUGGUUCGCGACCGGAAGAACGUCUACCAGCUGACUUCAGGUCAAAUCCGCCAGAAGCUGCGAAUGUUCCGAAUGUCGAAGGUGCCCUGGGAAUGGUACUGCAAGGACCGCCAGGAGCGUCACCUUCCGCCGCUCGACUUCAAGCUCUAG